This is a messenger RNA of Hevea brasiliensis (rubber tree), 1860 nucleotides long. Its product is annotated as G-type lectin S-receptor-like serine/threonine-protein kinase RKS1. The transcript is spliced from 7 exons. The record is from RefSeq and is a predicted model, not a curated record. The coding region runs from base 242 to 1645 and encodes 467 amino acids. Gene Ontology annotation, molecular function: ATP binding; protein serine/threonine kinase activity. Lineage: Eukaryota; Viridiplantae; Streptophyta; Magnoliopsida; Malpighiales; Euphorbiaceae. Gene Ontology annotation, biological process: protein phosphorylation.
UGACAGCUAUGGAUUAUGUGGAGCCUAUGGUAACUGUGUUCGGUACAAUGGUGAAUUCGACUGCACUUGUCUUCCCGGGUACCAGCCCAAAUCACCUCAAGAAUGGCAUCGGAAAGGUGGGUCAGGCGGGUGCGUUAGGAAGAAUCAGACGCCACUCUGCAGAAACGGUGAAGGGUUCGUAGAGGUGACAAAUGUGAAGGCUCCGGAUACUUCAGUUGCCCGUGUAUUGGCAAAUUUGGAUAUGAAAGCUUGUAAAAAUGAGUGCUUGAGGAAUUGUUCAUGCACUGCAUAUGCAAGUCUAGGUACGACAGAAGGAAGUGGAUGUUUGACAUGGUAUGGUGAUUUGCUAGAUACAAGAGUAUUUACAGAAGGUGGACAAAGUAUAUAUGUGCGUGUGGAUGCACUUGAGUUAGCUCAAUAUGCAAAUAAGCGCAAGGACCUUCUUGCAAGGAAAGGGAUAUUGGUAAUUAUGAUACUGUCCGUAGCUACAGCAGUUUCCUCUCUUGUUCUUUUCUCAUACUGCUUGGUGAGGAGGCAGAGGAGAUUAUCACAAAAUGGGCAACAUGAAAUGUUUAUCUGUAGUUCUAGUACUCUCCCAGAUGAUCAUCCAAGGGAAAAGGAGCUUGACAGAUCUGGAAGUGAUCCACAUUUACCUUUCUUCGAUAUAGACACAAUAGUUGAAGCAACUGACAAUUUUUCCAACAAACUUGGAGAAGGUGGUUUUGGCUCAGUGUAUAAGGGUCAACUAUCAAAUGGACAAGAAAUAGCAGUGAAAAGAUUAUCUAAACAGUCAGGACAGGGGAUAAAAGAAUUCAUGAAUGAAGUACAGUUGAUAUCAAAACUCCAGCACAGAAACCUUGUCAGGCUUUUUGGUUGUUGCAUUCAUAAAGAAGAUAAGAUGCUAAUCUAUGAAUAUUUACCAAACAAAAGCUUGGACUACUUCAUCUUUGAAAAGUCAAGGAAGCAACUAUUGGACUGGAAAAAGCGUUUUGAAAUUAUUUUUGGCGUAGCUCGAGGAGUUUUAUAUCUACAUCAAGAUUCAAGAUUAAAAAUCAUCCACAGGGAUUUGAAAGCAAGCAAUAUUCUAUUAGAUGCUUCAAUGGAGCCAAAAAUUUCAGACUUUGGGUUGGCUAAAUUGUUCAAGGAACAUCAAAUUGAAGCCAUUACAAAGCAAGUGGUUGGAACAUAUGGCUAUAUGUCUCCGGAAUAUGCAAUGGAUGGUCUAUAUUCUGUAAAAUCUGAUGUCUUCAGCUAUGGUGUCUUAAUACUAGAGAUCAUAAGUGGCAAGAAAAACACCGAGUAUGACAAAGAAAGCCCUUCUCUGAAUUUGAUAGGGAACGUUUGGAAGCUAUGGAGGGAAGGAAAAGGCUUGGACAUAGUUGAUUAUUCAUUGUUGGAACAUUCAUACCCUUGUGAAGAAAUUUUGAGAUGCAUUCAGAUUGGACUUCUAUGCAUUCAGGAACACCCAGCUGAUCGGCCAACCAUGCUUGAAGUUGUGUUCAUGUUAGGCAAUGAAACAAGUCUUCCUUCUCCUAAAAAACCAGCAUUUGUUUUCCGAACUCAAAGUGGGCAAGAAUCUUUAAUAACUAGAGGAGAAGUGUGUUCUAUAAAUGAUUGCACAAUUACUAUGAUUGAAGGUCGAUGAAAUUCUAGUAGGAUUUUUGACGGAGAAAGGGUCACGUAUGUAAAUUCUUUGGAUCAAACAUGUUGUCAAUCUUGCAAUGGACGAGGCCUUAAGGUCGAACCACAUAAAUCUUAUCUCCAUUUUUCUUCUCUUUUGUAUAUUGUGUGUUUAUGCGAUUGUAUAAGAGGUACAGAUAUACAAGUGGAUAGAUAUAAAACAGCCUUAUCACAUUUUAA